This is a messenger RNA of Phycodurus eques (leafy seadragon), 3497 nucleotides long. RefSeq names its product ribosomal protein S6 kinase-like 1 (gene rps6kl1). Gene Ontology annotation, biological process: protein phosphorylation. Gene Ontology annotation, molecular function: protein kinase activity; ATP binding. The transcript has 12 exons. NCBI's taxonomy places the organism in Eukaryota, Metazoa, Chordata, Actinopteri, Syngnathiformes, Syngnathidae. The record is from RefSeq and is a predicted model, not a curated record. The coding region runs from base 214 to 2466 and encodes 750 amino acids.
GUUGUGUGCUGGUUGAUGCUGAUGCUGCUAAGGCACACGGUCGGCCUCAUCACUUAAGACCAUCAUGCUCUGUCACAGAGGCCUAAAGCUCAAAGUCACUGGGGGAAGAACCACAAUGAGCCCAGUGACCCCGAGCACAGAUGUGUCCUGCUUUUCAUGAGACCGGGAAGCAAAGGCCCGAGUGGACCUUGACAGGUCUGAAACAAGGUGAGGAUGGCGAAGCGUGAUUACUUGGUGGAGGCAGCCAAGCAGAUUCACAUGGCGGUGGACAGUGAGGUCAACGAGGACUAUGAAGCAGCUUUCAGUUAUUAUAAGAAUGGGGUGGAUUUACUGCUGAAUGGGGUCCAGUUGGACCCGAACAAGGAGCGUCGGGAAGCUGUGAAGAGAAAGACAACCCAGUAUUUGAAGAGGGCUGAGGAAAUCUUCAUAACGCACCUGCAGGACAACCUCGGCAAAGGGAACUCUCAUUUAGGGGGCUACAGCAGUCUGAGAUUCCGUCCGGUAAGACACUUGAGUUCUCCUGUGGAAGAUCUGGAGAUGUGUAAGGUGGUGGGCGUAAGUGACAAGGUGCUAGUUGUCCAAAGCAUGGUUAAUAAAGAGACAUUUGUUGUAAAGAGUCUGAUGAAAUCCAGUUGGGAAAGCAGGGAGCAGCCGACUAUCAUUCCUCAGGGAGUGCCGUACAUGGUAAAGCUGCUGAGGUAUUACGUCAGCGAGGACACGGUUUACCUCCAUCUUGAACAUGUCAAAGGUGGGAAGCUCUUCUCCAAACUUCACAAGCUGAGGAAAGAGGGAGCCAAAGAACACCCAGACUGCAUCACAUCUGGCCAGCACAACAUCAAGAUGAAGAGCAGCUACACCUCACCUACGAUCUGCACGGACUACCAGCGGGGCGUCAGCAUGGAAAGCGGCCCUCAGAAACUGAGUGACGAGAGCCCGGAUGUGGACGACCCGCAGUCCUGGGACGAGACCCAGCGGCGUCUGGAGAGUUGCGGGACUCACUCCUACAUCGAGGAGACGGGCUGCUUGCAGAACUCCCGCUCGGCUGCAUCGUUCGACACUGACCUCGACCGUGUGACUUUGCUUUCGGGACCCACAAGAACGCAGGUCAGCGCUCGCAUUCAUCCACCAGCUCCGACUUUGUGUUUGCACUCAUCUCAAACUCAGGACAAGCCCACUCUUCCUCUGUCUUGUGCUCGUAUCAGUCAAGCUCUGGACGUCAUGUCAGAACCCAAUGAGAGCAAAGCUGGAACUGGACUAAUAGAGUGCAGCUCUGCCUUUGAAGUAGCUUGGAAGGCUGCAGAUCCGGCACUUAAAGGUGAUCAAAUAAACGCCUAUGCAGUUGUUACUGACAGCGACUUGAAGACGGCACCUCAUUCAAAACAGACCUUGUGUAUAAAAACGGAAUUUCCCAACACUAGAAGUCACAUUUUAAGUUCCUCUCCGGCCAUUUUGCAUCUUCCUCUCCAUUGCCAAACACAAAUUCACGGAAGGGCGUCUUGGGUUGCCUCUGGCUUUCACCAGGGAUCCAUUCUAAGUGCAGCUUACGAGGUUACAAACUUGGACGCCAAGCAGGCCAUCAGCAGUCCCACAUCAGAGGAACGAAAUGGACUGGUGGUCCUUAGGAGCACAGACCAAGUUGUGUUCUCAGACCACUGGGAAGCACGGACCACCUCGGGAAGCUCUUGGCCUUUAUCUGCAAGGGAAACAAGUCCAGUCGACAUGAGCGCCGGUGUUGAAGAAGCCUGUGAACUACUCAGUCCAGGAAAUGUGGCCCCACCCACAGAGGGACUCUUUUCUAGCUGGUACUCCCCUCGCCUCCUCGGAGCCCAAAAGAAGACCGAGGACUCACCGGUGACGAUAGACGGGCAAGGAGAUGACCAGAUCAUUGAGGUGGAUGGAUGGUGCCACAUACCUCGUAUAGCGCUCAAAUCCUCAGAUAAGUCCAGCCGCCAGACCUGCUGGGGGCUCCCCGAAUCUGAAGUGCGUGUGUGGGGGGCCCAGAUCCUGCUGGCCCUUGAGAGCCUUCAUCAGCAGGGCAUCUUAUGUCGUGACCUCAACCCCAAAAACGUUCUGUUCACCAGCAACGGAAAGGUCUGCUUGACUUUUUUUGGACAAUGGAGCGAGGUUCAGUCGGAAAUCAACUGCGAUGCCAUGGAACACAUGUACUGUGCGCCAGAAAUUGGUGGAGUGUCUAGAAUUACAGAAGCUUGUGAUUGGUGGAGUCUGGGGGCCCUGCUGUUUGAACUUCUCACAGGAAUGCCACUAUGGCAACUCCACCCGGCAGGAAUCAACUCCCACACUCAGCUGCUCAUCCCCGACCACCUGAGUACCGCAGCUGCAUCCCUGCUUACUGAGUUGCUUCAGUUUGACGCUGGCUAUCGCCUGGGGUGUGGCGGUGGAGGUGUGAGCGACAUCAAGUGUCAUCCCUUCUUCAGCAGCGUCUCCUGGAAGGCUCUGAGCUGCUAAGCGGGGCAGACCCCGCUGCACCGAGGUCUCCGUGAUGCACUGUGUACUUCCCAAAGAAAAUUGACUCACAAGAAAAGUAACAAACAUAAAUUUCCAUCAACAGCGUAUACGUAAAAGUAUUCGAUUUUUGAUAUUCAUGACUUUUUUAUCUUCGUGCUCAUCUACCAUUAUCACCAUGCAUGACAUUGGUUAACGUUUGACAAUCUUUUAGGCCACCGGUCAUGAUACUAUACACUGUGGAGAAAAUGAGACAAUGCAUUUCACACUCAACAGAAUACUGCCAUCGCCGCACCAUCUGACUGUCUCUUUAAAGAUCUCCGGGUGGUUAGAAAAAGUUAUGUAAAACACAUACCGAAAAGGAUUCUUGAUAGGUAGACUCAAACAACUCACACUAUAUUAAGUCUUCCUAAAACCGAAGAAAAAAAACUUUUUGUAGGGUUAACCAUGAAUGUAAUUGUGCUGAUAAAGCUGCACGUGCAUAUCAAGUCAAACUGGAAAAUAUAUUCAAACAUGUUAGCAGCUUCAAUUCAUACACUACAUACCCAAGUAGUAUGAUGUGUUUUACUUCAGUCAUGAAUUAAACUGCAACUUUCCAUUAAAUGUUUUGUCUCAUUAUAGCCCACUGAGACGGUAAGAGACCUUAAAUAAACAUACACCAAGUCAAGUAAUGUAGCUUUUUAUUAAAACACUUUUUCUUAAAUAUUCUACCAGAGCAUAAAGAGAAUGUUCCACAUUGUUGUGAAACAGCAUCAAUUUUCUAAUUAGAGUUCUUAGCUUUGGACAUAACAUUGUGUUCCUUGGUCUGAAUGCAUCCAUAUUGUUCCGUCAGCCUGCACGUUGACUCUAGAUUUGCCAUCCCACAUUAAGUUGAACAUGUUGUAUGUAGAAAAUUACAUAUGGAGAACAUACAUGAUUGAAUAUACUAUUUGAUCUAAACACCAGAACGCAGGAAAUCCUCAGACAGUACCAAACCCUUAUAUCACUGCCAAACUGAUAUUGCACAACCCAACUGUGUACCCCCCCCCCCCCCC